CAUGGAGAUGCUGCCACCACCAAGCAUGAACUUGUGCUUUGUGUCGGAGCAGCUCCAGCCGCCCUCUAUGAAGUUUUCUGAAUGGAAAUUCAAGCUGUUCAAAGUGAGAUCACUUAGCAAACCGCUUCCUGAAGACGGUCACCUGGCUCACAGUGAUAAAGGAAAAGAGGCAGCCUCUCUGGACAAUGUCACCGAGGAGCAGGCUGAUGUGAUUACUUCAGUGUCACAAGAACCUUCUGAAACAGUCACAGAAGUCAACAGCACUGAGCAGGCAAGAGAUAAAAUUGCCUUUCCUGUGAACCAAAGGGAGAUUGAAACUCACCAAACCAAACUGCAGCACCUCUGUCGCAUCUGUGGAGGCUCAUUUAAGACUGACCCUUACAAGCGAAGCCACCCAGUUCAUGGGCCAGUGGAUGAUGAGAUGCAAGCCCUUCUAAGAAAGAAGGAGAAAAGGGCCACAUCCUGGCCAGAUCUUCUUGCUAAGGUUUUCAAGAUAGACGUGAGAGGUGACAUUGACACAAUCCAUCCUACUAAUUUUUGCCACAACUGCUGGAAUGUUGUUCAAAGGAAAUUCAGCAAUUCUCCAUGUGAAGAGUAUUUCCCAAGGAAUGGCACCAUGGAAUGGCAUCCCCAUUCCCCAAGCUGCGAGGUGUGUGGCACUGCCUUCCGUGGGGUCAAAAGAAAGAAGCAAGCCCUGAAUCCACACAUGAGCAAAAAGCUCAGGAUCGCAGCUGGACGUGCUAGAAAAAUAAGGCGCGUAAGGAAUACGAAACGAGUGAACCACAAGGCUUUAAUGAAAAAGAUUGCCAACUGCAACAAGAUACACCUCAGUACCAAGAUCCUUGCUGUAGAUUAUCCUGUGGACUUUGUAAAAUCGAUCUCUUGCCAGAUCUGUGAGCAUAUCUUGGCUGAUCCAGUAGAAACGACAUGUCGGCACUUAUUCUGCAGAGUCUGCAUCCUUAAAUGCCUCAAAGUGAUGGGAAGUUAUUGCCCAGCCUGUCGCUAUCCUUGCUUUCCGACAGAUCUGGUGAGCCCUAUUAAAUCCUUCUUGAGUAUCCUCAACAGUUUGGCUGUGAGAUGUCCAGUGAAAGGGUGUCAUGAGGAGGUCCUCCUGGGAAAAUACUGCCACCAUCUUUCCAUCCACAAAGAGGUAGAAGACAAAGAGGGCUAUGUGUAUGUAAACAAAGGUGGGCGGCCAAGACAACACUUACUUUCAUUGACCCGGAGAGCACAAAAGCACCGCCUAAGAGAACUCAAGCUUCAAGUGAAAGCUUUUGCUGAGAAAGAAGAAGGGGGAGAUGUAAAGUCUGUGUGUCUAACUUUGUUCCUACUGGCUCUGAGAGCGAGAAAUGAACAUAGACAAGCUGAUGAGUUGGAAGCUAUGAUGCAAGGAAAGGGAUCAGGCCUUCACCCAGCUGUUUGCUUGGCAAUUCGGGUCAACACCUUUCUCAGCUGUAGCCAAUACCAUAAAAUGUACAGAACUGUAAAAGCAAUAACAGGAAGGCAGAUAUUUCAGCCAUUGCAUGCCCUCCGAACUGCUGAAAAGUCUCUCCUCCCAGGUUACCAUCCAUUUGAGUGGAAGCCACCCUUGAAAAAUGUCUCCAGUAACACAGAAGUAGGCAUUAUUGAUGGGCUGUCAGGCAUACAGCAUUUCGUUGAUGACUACCCAGUGGACACAAUUGCCAAGAGAUUUCGAUAUGAUGCAGCUUUGGUUUCUGUCCUGAUGGAUAUGGAAGAAGACAUCAUGGAAGGACUGAAAACUAAGGACUUGGAUGACUAUUUGAAAGGCCCUUUCACCGUGGUGAUUAAAGAGUCCUGUGAUGGAAUGGGAGAUGUCAGUGAAAAGCAUGGCUGUGGCCCACCGGUCCCCGAGAAAGCAGUUCGGUUCUCUUUCACACUCAUGAGCAUCACAGUAGCUCAUGACAAGGGAAGCUCCAAUAUCUUUGAAGAAAGCAAGCCCAAUUCAGAACUGUGUUGCAAACCUUUGUGUCUCAUGCUGGCUGACGAAUCAGAUCAUGAGACACUCACAGCCAUACUGAGCCCUCUUGUGGCAGAAAGAGAGGCCAUGAAAAAUAGUGUAUUGAUACUUGAUAUGGCUGGGAUCCCCAGAAUGUUCAAAUUUGUCUUUCGGGGCACUGGAUAUGAUGAAAAGCUUGUCCGUGAAGUAGAGGGCCUUGAAGCCUCUGGCUCGACUUACAUUUGCACACUUUGUGAUACAACACGCCAGGAAGCAUCUCAGAACUUGAUCCUCCAUUCCAUAACGAGAAGUCAUACUGAAAACCUAGAGCGAUAUGAGGUGUGGAGGUCAAACCCUUUCCACGAGACUGUUGAAGAACUACGUGACAGAGUGAAGGGUGUUUCUGCCAAGCCUUUUAUUGAGACGGUUCCUUCGAUAGAUGCAUUGCACUGUGACAUUGGCAACGCAGCUGAGUUUUACAAAAUAUUCCAGUUUGAGAUUGGCGAAGUAUACAAAAACCCUGACGCAUCCAAAGAAGAGAGAAAGAGGUGGCAAUCAACUCUUGAUAAGCUCCUUCGAAAGAAAAUGAACUUAAAGCCCAUGACAAGGAUGAAUGGGAAUUUUGCAAGAAAGCUCAUGACCAAAGAGACUGUGGAAGCAGUAUGUGAAUUAAUAAAGUGUGACGAGAGACAGGAAGCCCUUAGAGAACUCAUGGACCUUUACCUUAAGAUGAAGCCAGUAUGGCGGUCCUCAUGUCCCACCAAGGAAUGCCCAGAACUUGUUUGCCAGUACAGCUUCCACUCUCAACGUUUCGCAGAGUUGCUGUCCACAAAAUUCAGUUACAGAUAUGAGGGAAGGAUCACAAAUUACUUUCAUAAAACGCUUGCUCAUGUUCCUGAAAUUAUCGAAAGAGAUGGCUCCAUUGGUGCUUGGGCAAGUGAGGGCAAUGAAUCUGGGAACAAGCUAUUCAGGCGCUUUCGAAAAAUGAACGCCAGGCAAUCAAAAUGCUAUGAAAUGGAGGAUGUCUUGAAGCACCAUUGGCUGUACACCUCAAAACAUUUGCAGAAGUUCAUGAAUGCUCAUAAUAUGUUGAAAAGCCAGGGGUUCACAUUAAAUCCAGAGCAGAGUAUCGGAGAUUUCAUGACACUGGAAGACUCAUUAGAAAUUACUGAUUCCAUGGAAUUCUAAGCGGAGGGUAAAAUUGCAUUGGUCCUGGAGCUGAACUGCCUUUAGUACAGGCAGACUUGGAAAUAGCAUUGCUGUUUACAAUGAGUGGUCCUGCCUUUGAUGGCAUUUUAUGGUGGGCUGUCCUGGGUAACAUAUUCCAGAAUAUGAUAAUUGUGUUAGUAAACUGGUGUGAAUUACU
Molecule: messenger RNA, 3323 nt
Organism: Podarcis muralis (Common wall lizard)
Lineage: Eukaryota; Metazoa; Chordata; Lepidosauria; Squamata; Lacertidae
Gene: RAG1
Product: recombination activating 1
Biological process (GO): V(D)J recombination; pre-B cell allelic exclusion; adaptive immune response
Cellular component (GO): DNA recombinase complex; nucleus; endodeoxyribonuclease complex
Molecular function (GO): metal ion binding; sequence-specific DNA binding; double-stranded DNA endonuclease activity
Source: RefSeq, a predicted model, not a curated record